AUGAACACGAGUUCCGAUCUGUCAAGUAAGUCCGAAGGUGAAACUGCUACUAAGGCCAGAUCUAGUAGUAUAAACUCACCCGAACGAUCGAGUUUAACGUUGUCAUCGCCUCGGAUUCCGGGGCGGGACCAAUCAGGGGCAAAUCCUAUGCCUGUCAACGAUAAGCGACCCUAUGUAGCCAGGGAUAAGCAUAAGCAAAGUACUGACACUACAAACCACAAAGCGGAUCUAAAGAUAGAAAAGGGGUGUCUUAUGUCGGCAACCAAUGGCGACGAAGUGAGGUUGCCAAAGCCACCAAAAGCGGAAGUAGGACAAGACGCCGGAGUCAGACGAUCGGAAUGCUUCAGGAACUAUCUCCAUACGUCUGCAAAUGAAAUCCAGAGAUGCCAGGCUUCCUUGCAGAAGUCCUUACAUAAUAAAACUUUAAAUGUUGCCUACAUAAAAUACCUGGAGAAAAAUCAGGAAGCCCUGAACAAGGCUAUUGACAAUUUUGAAAAGAGGAAAACAAACGUAAACCGUCAGCUGCGAGACGAAGAACGAGUUUCGUCUAGAACGUCCAAAAUGAAAUUUCUACACAGAUUGUCUAAGAUGUUCAUCAAAAAUCGAGAGAUAAAAUCUCAUAACUAA
This is a messenger RNA of Lottia gigantea (owl limpet), 627 nucleotides long. RefSeq lists its product as hypothetical. NCBI's taxonomy places the organism in Eukaryota, Metazoa, Mollusca, Gastropoda, Lottiidae. Bases 1 to 627 code for a protein of 208 amino acids. The record is from RefSeq and is a predicted model, not a curated record. The transcript is spliced from 2 exons.